Messenger RNA from Scheffersomyces amazonensis, 1109 nucleotides. RefSeq names its product bifunctional glutathione transferase/peroxidase (gene GTT12). The transcript has 2 exons. NCBI's taxonomy places the organism in Eukaryota, Fungi, Ascomycota, Pichiomycetes, Serinales, Debaryomycetaceae. The coding region runs from base 141 to 884 and encodes 247 amino acids. The record is from RefSeq and is a predicted model, not a curated record.
ACAUCUUAAGAAUUUAUAUGGAAGUAUGCACAAAGGGACCGCAAUUAUCAGAUAAUAUAAAUAAAUUGCUACAUUCUAGAAAAUCAAUAUUAUAACUUAAUUUCACAUAUUAAGUAUUGGAUAUAUAUUUAAAAGUAAACAUGUCUCAACCACCAAAAAUAAUUUUACAUUGGUUGACCCAAUCAAGAGCUCACAGAAUCGUUUGGUUAUUAGAAGAAUUGGAAUUGCCAUACGAAUUAAAAAUUUACCAUCGUACUAAAGCAUAUAGGUCACCACCAGAAUUACGUGCUUUACAUCCAUUAGGUAGAUCUCCUGUUUUAGAAGUAAUUAAUGAUGGUAAAAGUAAACUUAUUGUUGAAAGUGGUCAUAUAAUCCAAUAUUUAGUGGAGAAUUUCGAUUACAAAAAGAAGUUUGCUGUUGAGAACGCUGAUGAUAAAGAGGAAAUUGAAUUUAUCUUACAUUUUACUGAAGCAAGUUUACAAUCAGGAUUAGUUGCGAUCCUUGUUAAUAAUGUGGCUAAAGGUAAAGCACCAUGGGGAUUACAAUUUUUGGCUGGUGCUAUUACAGGCUCUAUUAACAAAGGAUUUUAUGAACCUCAACUUAGUGAAAACUUGAACUUUUUAGAAAGUAAGAUAAAACAACAACAUGAAUUAGGUCGCAAAUACUUUGUCGGUGAUAAAUUGUCUGAAGCAGAUAUUAUCUUAAUAUUUCCUAUUUAUUCUAAUUUAUUUGCAGAUGCACAAAGAUCUGAUAAAAUCUUCCAGAAACCAAUUGCUGAGUUAUUCCCUCACUUACAUAAAUGGACUCAAGAAAUUACUAAGGAGCCAAAGCUUCUUAAAGCAAACGAGGUUAUUGAAUCACUUGAUCAGUCUGCAAAACUUUGAUUUUAAAGAUAUUUUAAUAUCUAAUUAUUAGAUAGAAGGUAACUAUUAUUUUAUAUAUCCUAAUUAGAUAGUCUGUGAAAACCAUAUGUAGGUAUAUUUCCCAAUUAAGCCAUUUUCUUCAUCAAAAUAAUCUAUAGCUCUUCCGCAACGUUAUUUCCUAAAUAGGAAAUUUUUGCUUCAAUUUAGCUUUAGCGAGGCAAGUCAUAUUACUUUUGCACAGCCAAU